GUGCUCUGACCACGUUUUGCUCCGGACGAGGAUGAGGCAGAGAGAGAGAGAGUUCUGGCCGGCCGAGAUAUGGCGACCUCGUUUUGAGGACAUCGUGAGACCCAACCACGACAAGCGAUGACCUCAUCCACCCCUCCUGACGCUGGCGACUCCAGCAACUUUCGGCGACCUAGGCAUUUCGAGAGGACAACGAGCAGGAGAUCCGGACAAGAGUAGACGCUGGAAACUUCGGGUGGCGCCGAUCCAAGAACCCCCGAGUGUGUCUUUUUUGCAAAGACCAAUCACAAUUGUCCGUUUUCGUGUACGGUGAGGUUUUGGGGCUGCCAUGGCUAGGCUAGAGCUUCCACUUCCGGUGGUGGUAUUCGUGUCUGGGACCAGCAAGAAGAACUGGAGCAGCAGCCCAUUCGCGCAUCGUUGGUCUUCAGUCGCGAGAACCGGCCUAAGAUGUGGAGGCCCAACAACCUCGCCAAGAGAGCGGACUAGCCGAUUCCACUCGCCCUUUUCCAAGCAGCGGCAUAGUUGUUGCUGAAGAAUUGUAUUUUCAUUAAUUAAUUAUGUGGGGAGUACAUGUAUAUAUACAAAAGUCUCAAUCCUAGUUAUGAGGGCAAAAGCAUAGACAACUGUCUCUAACCAAAUCUAACUAUCCUCCAGUUGCUUAAUAAUUCAAUCCUAUCAUUGUUGCAAGCCUCAUCAACUUCCGCUGGAGGUCUUUCCGCAACACAAUUUUUCUCUCUCAUGACAUGAUGACUUACACACUCUCACUACAAGAAAACGCAAAAAGAAUG
Messenger RNA from Cuscuta campestris, 785 nucleotides. The record is from the annotation of a GenBank genome assembly. NCBI's taxonomy places the organism in Eukaryota, Viridiplantae, Streptophyta, Magnoliopsida, Solanales, Convolvulaceae.